AUGGCGUCGUCGGUCCCGUCGUCAUGCUUCACCAGGCGCACCACCAUCUGGAGACAGCUUGCGCUUCGCAGCGAUGCAGAUGACAUCAUUCUCGAGCUUCUGGGCCGAUUCUCACUCGAGAAACUCUACCUGGCAGCUGGAGAAAAGACGCAAUACCAGAAUAUCAUCAUCAAUCUCCUGGUCCAGCUCGAUGCCAUCUUCUACAUUCAACGCCUUACCAUCCCAUCCCGGCAAGUGCAGCCUGGCCCCUUCCUUGGGUUCCUUGUUAGCUGGGAGGUUGCGGCACGUACCAUGGAAUUGGUCCUUCAAACCAUUGUUGAGGGCCGUGAUAGUCUAUGGGAAGCCACCGCACUGCGAGAUGAAUACCUCGCCGAGUUUCUGAUCAACGCCCUCCGCGUGCUGCACCUCCAUCCCAGAUCGCCGCCGAUGCAGCGGCCCAAAGAUCGCCGCGCCCGGUUUGCUAGGAUUCAUCGGCUGCUGGAACAAAUAUUUGACGCCUAUCCAGGCCCAAAGUCUUUCUUGCUCAACAUGUGCAAGGAAAUAACCGGCCGUCUUCACGAGGAUGCCCAUUCGUUGAGCCUACCGCUAAAGAUGCAACAGGCAACCCCAAACCUGACUGCUGAGUUGUUCCCAUUGACUAAUUGCCUGCUGCCAUCAUCAAUCCUGGAGCUGGUCUCAGAGGACGCUGCGCCAAGCAACUGGAUAUCACAGUUCCUCGCGCUGCGAGACGUCUCGUUGUAUGUAAUAGGCGCGUCAAUACAGCACGCCGCUGAAGCCGCGACAAGCGAUCUGCAGAUCCGGAAAGAUGCAAUGGCAUCCCGAAACGCCGUCUUUACAGCCCUCCAGAGUCUACGAUUACCGAGCCAAUUCUCCAAGGCUGACGUCGUGGCGUCGUUCAAUGCCUGGUUCCGCUUGAUUCUGUGGGACACACCGGACUUGUCGACUCUAAGUUUUGAUGAGCCCAGUAGAGGCGAAUACAUAGCUGACGCGUUGGAUGAGCUCACAGAAAAACUGAAUCAGAGGCAGGCUGUUCAGCGCACAAGCGACAGGGAGGCGGCAGUCAGCAUCUCCAGAAUCACUAGAAGUAUACAAAUUCAAGACGACCCCGAUGCAAGCUCCAUCGGAUCGCAGAGCCCUUCGCAGUAUGUGCUGAAUUGCCCGAAUAACCACACAGUUGGGGGCGCGCAGCUCAGGGCGAAUGGGAUCAAUACUGUGCUGGAUUCCAUCCCUGUCCAAGAAAUUGCAUUGCCAGAGUCCUCAAAAUGCAUCAUGUGCGAAAAGACCGUGACUGUCGCACGCGAACUUCCCCUGGCAAGAAAGGUCUGGGAGUUGCUAAGCCCACUCCAGGUCAAGGCCGAUUCCGUUAAUGUCGAACGCCACAUGUUGAACAGUUUCCAGUAUGGAUCCCCAGACAUAGAACCUCACGAAGGGUUCAGCUACAGCACUUUUACAGCCGGAUUUGGUGGAACUAUUCCGGCGGCUCUUGACGCGCAAAUGAUGCCAACACACGCGGCGUCCGUAACAAAGGAGACUGCGCCUUCGAUCAUGGACCAAUCGAGCAACAAUUCCCUGGGGCCAUCAUAUUCAAUCUCCAAAAAGGAGAAUUCACUUCUAGCUCAUAUAAGACCCUGGAUCACUGCUGAACCCCCUAGACGAGAAAUGUCGCCUGAAAUCACUCCAGGGAGCAGCCACUCGCAGCAAGGCAACAGUUCAGUAGCAGGGCUGUCGUAUUUCUCUAUCGACACUAUAUCUUCCGGCAAACCAAGUAUGAGGGAGCCAUCGAUGACAUACCCUGCCGUUCAAAAAUUACCAGUAGGUCCCGACAAGUCACGCCAGCGAUGGAGAGUACCAAUCCUCUUCCCAUCAGGAAAACGACCACUACCCACCGUUUCUGGAGAAUCGAGCUCCGUCUCAUCUAAUCAGGUUGAUGAGCAACCCAUGGAAGAAAUUCCACUAAGGGGUUUAGUUGGUAUGGGACUCAAGUCUGCUACAAAGACCAAGGCCAUCGCCAACAUACAUGUCGCACUCUCAACCAGCUCAGCCUAUGGGCUGCUCUGGAGUCAGUCCAUGAUUCAUGUUUGGGAUCUCAGCACAACUCCCCCUAGCCAGACUCGAACUAUACCGACAGACAGCACCUGCAUCUUGGCAACUGUUGGCAGACGAUAUGUCGCAUACGUGAUGGGCAGCCGCGAGCAAAAAUUGACGCUUCGGAUAAUGGACCUCACUCAGACGAUGCCAACAGUAACUGAAUAUAGAGUGCCGUCAGUCCACUGGUGUAAAAGCAUUGCAAUCGAUCGACAGGAGAAUUAUGUUGUGGUCGGGUUCGAAAACAGUCUCGUGCGAUUCUUCAAGACUGCCACGGCGGAGCAGCCGCGAGAAGAUUCCCUGCAUUCCAAGCUUCACAGCACCUGCAAGAGCUGUCCCUCGGUCGAUACGCUAGCAUUCUCGCAAGACGGUCUCAGCCUCGUCGCAAGCACACGCAGUGCCAAGGGCGUCGUGCAGAUAUACCUGUGGCGGUUCCCAUUUGACAGUUUCGAGGAGCUAAGCGGAUGCCGGUACCCGGUGCCCAUGCACGAGUCGGAGGAUAACGGGAUAUCCUCGGUGAUGAUGCGCUCGCAGCAGGGUGCCGAGGAGGGUUUGCUGUGCGUCACGACAUGGACCCAGUCCGGCGCUCCCGUCUUGAUCCAGCAAAACGACGGCCACCGAACAGAAGUCAAGGCCAGCUCGGGCAGUGCCCAUGGAAAGCUGGGGAACAGGAUCAAGUGCGCCGCCUUCUCCGCCUCGGGACGGGAACUGGCCCUGGUGAACGACAACGGCCACCUGUACCUCGCGUCGAACCUUAACGCGAGACCCAUCGACAUCCGCCGCAAGGCGACCUCGCGAGAGCUGACGUCGAAGAGCUGUGCGCUGGUGCUGUCCUUCAUGACGCUGGCAUCGGAAGAAGCAGCGGUCAUGCUGUGGGUUGAUCCGUCGCGCGGGAAGGCAUUUAUGAGGAAGACGUUUGUGGGGACAAGGUCGAGUAACAGCAUACUGGAGACCAACGGGCCCGUGUACGACUCGUCAACUCCAGCCCAAGGAGGGCCUGGGCAUUCGACCCCCCGAUCAGAGCUACCCGACGCGCAAGCUUCACUCGCGCAACUGGACGCGCGACUUCCCAGGGACAGAUCAAAGGGCUCUCCAAGAAAGCAGAUGAAACUUUUGGGAUGA
Cordyceps fumosorosea ARSEF 2679 is the source of this 3207-nucleotide messenger RNA. RefSeq names its product WD40/YVTN repeat-like-containing domain protein. The record is from RefSeq and is a predicted model, not a curated record. The transcript is spliced from 5 exons. NCBI's taxonomy places the organism in Eukaryota, Fungi, Ascomycota, Sordariomycetes, Hypocreales, Cordycipitaceae. The coding region runs from base 1 to 3207 and encodes 1068 amino acids. Gene Ontology annotation, molecular function: protein binding.